Molecule: messenger RNA, 1686 nt
Organism: Eurypyga helias (sunbittern)
Lineage: Eukaryota; Metazoa; Chordata; Aves; Eurypygiformes; Eurypygidae
Gene: WEE2
Product: WEE1 homolog 2 (S. pombe)
Exons: 11
Coding region: 1-1686 (561 amino acids)
Biological process (GO): mitotic cell cycle; protein phosphorylation; regulation of meiosis I
Cellular component (GO): nucleus
Molecular function (GO): ATP binding; non-membrane spanning protein tyrosine kinase activity; magnesium ion binding
Source: RefSeq, a predicted model, not a curated record
AUGAGUGACUGGGACAACAGCGAUGAAUUCAUUCAGCGACUGGAUUUUUCCAGUUGUGGUGAAGAGAGUGAAGACAGGAGCAUACAGGAGGAAGAUGAUGCCCUGAGCUCGAGCCCUGCCAGGAGCUAUAACUUCCAGAAGUGUCAGGGGAGCAGUCCUCUGCCAGCAACCCCUCAGAGAAAGCUGAGUGAGAUUUUCCUGAGCAGGACGAAGCCCUGGGUGAGUCCCACCCUGAAGUCUUCCCCGGCCCUGAGUAGGAGCCGGGGCAAUGCUGAGACCCCCCUGCACAUCACUUGGAACAAGCUGCAGCUAUGUGACAGCCCGUACACUCCCAAGAGCCUGUUAUCAAAGACAGCUUUUCCUUCAUCUGUGACAAAAGUCCCACCCAAAGGCUUCCGACAUCUGACACUUCCUCCUGGUGCUGACUUGGAUGACUCCACCCAAGCUCCUCUUGUCAACAUCAAUCCCUUUACACCAGAGUCCUAUCGACAAACGCUCUUUCUUCCUAAUGGCAAGCAGAAGUCCCGAGGAGAGGUGAGGGAUCCUGAUCCAAGAAGCCAGAUUAACCAUGAGCUAUCUACAAAGAGAUAUCCUCUGAAAGAGAGCAAUAUGGUUUCCCGCUACAAAAAGGAGUUCCUGGAGCUAGAAAAAAUUGGUGUGGGGGAAUUUGGCUCUGUCUACAAGUGCAUCAAACGCCUUGAUGGAUGCGUUUAUGCCAUCAAGCGCUCCAAAAGGCCUCUGGCAGGAUCCUCGGAUGAGCAGCUGGCACUGCGUGAAGUUUAUGCUCACGCUGUCCUGGGACACCACCCCCAUGUUGUGCGCUACUACUCGGCGUGGGCAGAGGACGAUCACAUGAUUAUCCAAAACGAACACUGCAAUGGUGGGAGUCUCCAAGAUGCACUGCAGGAAAACGCCAAGCUUGGCCAGUAUUUCUCAGAAACAGAGCUGAAAGAAAUAUUGUUACAAGUCUCCACGGGGCUAAAAUACAUCCACAACUCUGGCCUUGUGCAUCUGGAUAUCAAGCCCAGUAACGUCUUCAUCUGUCACAAGCUGGCAGUUGCAGGCCCUGCUGGGCAGGAUGAGAGUGACAGUGAAGAUGAAUUCUCUUCUGGUGUGGUGUAUAAGAUUGGUGACCUUGGCCAUGUGACAUCGAUAACCAACCCCCAGGUGGAGGAAGGAGACAGACGUUUUUUGGCCAAUGAGAUCUUGCAAGAGCAAUACUGCUAUUUGCCGAAGGCAGACAUCUUUGCCCUGGCGCUCACAGUAGCUCUAGCAGCCGGCACGGCACCCCUGCCUCACAACGGGGCCAUGUGGCACCACAUCCGCAGAGGCAAUAUCCCACCGAUCCCCCAGCAGCUUUCUCAGAGCUUUCUUGAGCUCCUGGAGCUCAUGAUCCAUCCUGACCCAGCAGAAAGACCUUCUGCCACAGCUCUUACUAAACAUCCAGUUCUCUGUCCUUCACGUGGAAAAGCUGUGCAGCUCCAGAAGCAGCUAAAUGUGGAAAAGUGCAAGACUGCCAUGCUGGAAAGGGAACUUAAAGCAGCCCGCCUUGCCCAGACCCUCAGGAAGGACCAGCCCUUAGGAAGUGCCAAGUUGCAAGAGUCUGAAACCUCUUCUAAGCAGAAGAGCAACCGGCUGGUGGGAGGGAAGAGCUGUCGGUCAUUUAGCUUUACUUUGGGUUACUGA